This is a messenger RNA of Cetraspora pellucida, 135 nucleotides long. The record is from the annotation of a GenBank genome assembly. NCBI's taxonomy places the organism in Eukaryota, Fungi, Glomeromycota, Glomeromycetes, Diversisporales, Gigasporaceae.
AUGACUGUAAGAUUACCUACUCUUUUUCGUAUAGAAAUUAAAAAACAAGAAAGAAACUUUAGCUUUGUAGAAUGUUUGGCACUAAGUAAAACUUAUCUUAGAACAAAACCUUUCUGGAACCCACAAUCAUACUGA